AGAUGCGCUCCGGGUGAGUCCGGUGACCGAGCAGAGCCGGCGGAAUCUGCAAGGAUUCCGUGGGAACCGUAGUGUGGUUUGAAGCCACUGCUGGCCAUUCUGAAGCUAAACCUGGCACCCCCAGGUGAGGACACCCCACAGGGAGUGCUGUGUGCCAACCAGUAACAAGGGAGUGAAGACUAGAGGGAAGGAAGACGUGAUGAGAGAUGGGGACCCUGAGCCCAUCCACAUCCCAGAGAUCCAGACUUCCAGAAGCUUCCAAGGCUCUGGCCGCAGGCCCCAGCUCCCCUGAGCUGUUUGAGGAGUCCUGGCCAUCCAGCUCAGGGACCCCUUCCCCACCCAGCACCGCUGAGGGCCAGAUGAGAGCCUCCCCACCACCCAUCGUGACUGACAGUGGGGACUCCGUGGUGGCCAAGUACAUAAACCGGUUCCGACAGGCUCAGCCCACAAGCCGAGAAGAACGCCAGUCUGCAGGCCCAACCCCAGCUGACUUUUGGUGGCUGCGGCCUGAAUCUUCAGACCCUGGCAGUCAACUUGCAGCAGCAGGAGCCAGUGAACCAGAAGGAAGACCCUACACAGCAGCCCUGACUCAUGCUAAGAUGGCCAGUGCAUCAAAGGCUAAGGCUGUGGCACCCCUUCAGGAAAUAAAGCAGAGUCUCAACACGUGGAACUCAUCCCUGCUGGACUUGGAGACACUGAGCUUGCAAAGCAGAGCUGCCAGGCUGCUCAAACGCAGCAAGGCCUCCGUCUCCUCCACCUCCUCCCUCAGCCCCAGCGAUGGUGGCAGCUCCUCAUUCCCCGUCAGCUCUGAUGGCCUCUCUCCCUUCUCCAUGACCUUCACUCCUGACUCCAUCAAGGACCCUGACCUCAGGGCACAAGCAACCCCAGCACCUGCCCCCAUCCCUACUCCUGCCCCCAUCCCUACUCCUGCCCCGGCGUCCUCCCAGGCACCCCUGCGGCCAGAGGAUGACAUUCUGUACCAGUGGCGGCAGCGGCGGAAACUUGAACAGGCUCGAAGAAGCCAGGGUGACGGAACCUGGGUGCUGCCGCAGACUACUGCCCUCACCACCUCGGUCCCUUCCCCCAUCUGUCCACAGCCAUCUCCUCCCGCUGUGGAGACCCUCGGUUCCCUGGGAACCCAGUCUAACUCCAUCCCACUUUGGGGCAAUGUGGUUCCACCUGUACUCCAGGAAGCUUUCCGCAUGGAGAGGCCUCCUAUUCCCCCAGGGUUCUCUCCACACAUCUUUUGGGGUCCCAGUCCCCAUGGAUUCUUCUGGGCCCCACAGCCCAGUCCCUGGAUAUCUCUUGGGGUCAUCCCUCCAACACUCCCGGCCUCCACCCCAGCGCCCCCGGCCUCCGCCCCAGCGCCCCCGGCCUCCGCCUCAGCGACCCUGGCCUCCAAUCCUGCCCCUCCAGCCUCAACCCCCGCGCCCCAUGCCUCCACACCCACGACCCCUGCAGCCCCCCAGGGCCCCCCCACCCCUGCACCAAGCAGCCCAGAGGAGCUCGAGAAGCAAAGCUCCAAGCCUCGGAGAAGCAGAGCCCAACGCCGGGAGUCUUCAGGGCGAGUCAUGGCCGCGGAUGAGCACGAGGGCCCUGGCCCGCAGCUCAGAGGCGCGCUGGGCCAGGUGGUGAUGGCUCGGCUGUUUCCGGACAGCCUGGAGGACACGCCCCCCCGGUUUGAGGGCCCGCCUCCACACGAGGCUGAACCUCGGAAAGCCAAGGCCACACACCCUAUGACCCGUCGCUCAGAGGUCACGGCUCAUCUAUCUGAAUCACCGGAUCGGUCUAAGGCGGUGUCUCGGAAUGCCAAGACCAUGCUCCCCCUAGCGGGAUCAGUGCCUAGGAAAGACAAAGACACUCCCUUGGCUGAAGUCAAGCGUCUGCAGCCCAAGAUCCUGCCUCCUCCAGCUGAGGUGGUGGCCACUUGUGUUAAGGCCCCGCCCCCUCCAUUCGAGGCCGGGUCUCUUGAGGUGGUAGCCACGCCCUCACCCGAUGCUGGCCACGCCCCCUCAGAAGACCUGCUCUCCCAGGCUGCCAGACUUCUGCAGGCUGCGGAAGACUCUGAUGGGAGCGAGUUCCAGGACGACCCUAUACUGCAGGUGCUAAGGAUUCAAAGGAUGGCGCUGCGGCAGCAGAAAAGGAAAGUGGAUGCCCAAAUAGCCCGCCUGUUGGGCCACCCUGAAGACCCAGAGUCUCGGUCUCCUCCAGCCAGGUCGCCCCCCCGGGUCCCCAAGGCUGCGGCCGAGGAGGGAAGGAGCCUCUCUUGAGGCCAGACG
Budorcas taxicolor (takin) is the source of this 2279-nucleotide messenger RNA. RefSeq names its product proline and serine rich 3 (gene PROSER3). The transcript is spliced from 11 exons. The record is from RefSeq and is a predicted model, not a curated record. Bases 207 to 2270 code for a protein of 687 amino acids. NCBI's taxonomy places the organism in Eukaryota, Metazoa, Chordata, Mammalia, Artiodactyla, Bovidae.